This is a messenger RNA of Arvicanthis niloticus (Nile rat), 547 nucleotides long. The record is from RefSeq and is a predicted model, not a curated record. NCBI's taxonomy places the organism in Eukaryota, Metazoa, Chordata, Mammalia, Rodentia, Muridae.
AUGGGGAAGCCACACUCAUCCCCUAUGUCCUCGGGACAUUUAGACGUGGACCCGCCCUUCGCGCGCUGGGCGCGGGGAGGAGACCCGGGAACCCCGGAGCCCGGCGCUCCGCCUCCCGUUUCCGGGGCAGCGCAGUUACCUGCACCGCCGCAGCCACACCUGGCGGAGGCAGAAGUCUCGGGACGCGCGGCGGGGCUCCGGCAGUGGCUGCGGGGCGGCGGCGGCGGCGUGGAGCGCAGAGCGCGGCGGCAGGGACAGGCAGGCGGCGGCUCGGGCCGCUCUCCCGGCUGGCUGGCCGCGUACUCGGGCCGGCUGGGCGCCGCGGCGGGCGCACAUGGCAGCGUGAGAGGCGGACGGCGCGGGGCUGGGGCCGCAGGGCCGCAUGGACAGAGGCGCCACUCCGGCCGGCCCCCGUUAGGGCCCCCGAUCCGCGGGCGCCACCCCCCGAUCAUGCUGCCUCGGCGGCCGCCUGGACCCAAAGCGGCCGGCCCGAGCCGCUGAGCCCCGUGGCGGCCGUGAGCUGCAUGGGGGAGCGCGGGCCAGGCUC